AUGAUGCUUCUAAUGAAUCAUGUAGGAAUAUUUAUAAAUUUACAUGGUUAUAUGUUCUUAUUUAAAACUUAUUUUGUAAUUGGUGGCUGCAUACCAGUAACACCACAAAUGAUUCGUGCAGCUGUAAAAAGAUUACACCUACGCAGAGCUUUUGUUAAUACAAAUCUCAUCAGCCAAUAUCUACGUCGCAGUUAUCCAGUUGAAAAUGAUUUAAGAUUGUUUUCUGAAGAAUUGAAAAAAAAAUUGGAUUGUGCCGUACGUGUUGGAUUAAUAGUAAAACAUGGAGAAGAUGCAUAUUGUUUGCCUACUCUAAGAGAAGAAGCAAAUAUAUUUGACACAUUGUGCACUACAUUUUGGGAAAUAUAUAGAAAUUAUCCAGGUACUGCACAAACUAGGUAUCAAAAUAGAAAACGUUCUACCACAAAGAAAAAGAAACGAUUAGAAGGUAUAAUUAAAAAGUAAUAAACGAAAUAUAAUUUAAAAAUUUGUA
This is a messenger RNA of Megachile rotundata (alfalfa leafcutting bee), 490 nucleotides long. RefSeq lists its product as uncharacterized. The record is from RefSeq and is a predicted model, not a curated record. NCBI's taxonomy places the organism in Eukaryota, Metazoa, Arthropoda, Insecta, Hymenoptera, Megachilidae.